AUGCCUCUUGAUGAACUCAAAAAGGUUCCGUAUGGCGAAUUAUACAAUAACAAAGAGUCAAAGCAAUUGGUUGAAUGGAUAAAUGGUAACUUAAAUCAGAAUGAAGCGAUUCUCUCUGACAUGCCGACUUCCAGCAUUAUUAGAUGUGCUACCAGAAAUAGAGUGGUAAUAAACCCACAAUAUGAAGACUAUGACAUCCGAAAGAAGACAAGAUUUCUUUAUACACUUGGGGACUAUGCUGAUGAUAAAUGGUUCGGUGAAGAAAUGUACCAAAUUUACAAGUGUGAAUACGUUGUGGUUCCAAAAAAGUUUUGUCUGAUCCCAAACGAUGAGACUGAUGCUAUAAACAAAUUAUUAAAAUCUAACGACUAUACUAAAUAUAGCCAAACCGCCGAACAUGGCGAUCGGUUAUGCAAUAGGUUGCUGAUGAAGACGAGCACUUUUGACCUACUCUUUUCAAACGGUCACUAUUUCAUUUACAAGUACAACAAGGAUAGAGUUUCUAGGAAUGAUAAAUUAGGAACUACAAACAGUUUUGAGGCAAUUAAACCUUGGCUUUCACGAUGCUCUAGUGACCCCAAAUGCCCACAACAAAUAUAUUCGACGUUUUCGUUCCUAAAUGAGCAUGUUAACUCUCAAUUAGCUCGAGAAAUACUUGAAUACGGGAUAAAAACUUACUCGGAAAACCUGUUAAUGAUAAGACUGUAUGCUGAGGCAAUGGACUACGAUUUGGAGAGGUAUAGCGUUGCAAACAAGUACUACAGGAAGCUGAUAUACAAGAUGGGUGACGAGUGCAAAUCAAGAGAAGAUUUCCUAUUACUUUCGCAAUACCUUGGCUUCCUCUUAGAGACCAAAGAAGGAAAUCAUAAGGAGAUAAAAUCCAUCGUAGAACUGAGCUCAAAAUGUUUGGACCUGCAAUAUAAAGGGGAAGACUCUGAGAGCUUGUGCCUUUUUUCCGCGCAAUUACUGGAGAUUUCGAGGACAUUUAAAGACCAAAUGACAAGACCGUUGGCUCAAAAGUUUUGGCAAAAGGGACUGGAAUACGGACGACAAAACGAAUGCUUCUACAAACAUUAUAGCAAAUUCAACCAAAAUCCACCGAGAAAAAGAGAUUUAUUCGCAAACUUUCUAUUUGGAAAGUUUCAAGUGCCAUGA
Messenger RNA from Theileria equi strain WA, 1155 nucleotides. RefSeq lists its product as hypothetical. The record is from RefSeq and is a predicted model, not a curated record. Lineage: Eukaryota; Apicomplexa; Aconoidasida; Piroplasmida; Theileriidae. The transcript is spliced from 6 exons. Gene Ontology annotation, molecular function: mannosyltransferase activity. Gene Ontology annotation, cellular component: nuclear inner membrane. Bases 1 to 1155 code for a protein of 384 amino acids.